AUGGAGACUACGGAACAUGCCGAUUCCAAUGGCGACGGAAACCACCUGGAGGCCCCUGAGGAUGCUCAGGCCGCCUACAUUCGAAAACUUGAGGAUCGCCUCGUCGCCCUUGAGAACAAAAUGCUCAGCAUAGAGUCUGCGAGGUCAGAGAAGAGUGGCUCCAUGAAAGAGGACCAAGCAGAUUUGUCGGAAAAUCAUGAUUCUGUAAAAGUCGACAAAUCCUCGCUAAAGUCGGGUCACGACGGCUCCUCAAGUAGCGAUGGCGAUGUAGACAAGGAAAACGCAAAAGCAGAACAUCCAUCCUUCCCGCCAACUAUUGCAGAGGUUCGAUUUAUGGACCUUGUUCAAGCCAGUCAUCAUGUUUUCAAGACGCCAACUAUCCCCGCAAUCGAGCUCAUAUGCUUCCCUAACAAGAAGGAUGAAGAAGAAAUUAAGCUCACUUCGUUCAGAAAGACUUUCAAGGACGUCAGCCCAAAGGAAGCAAUAGAAAUAAUCAAUGCAAACUACAUGAAGCCACAUGAGGCGGAUAUGAGCUUGCAGUUUGACUUUAUCAAUAUUCUUUCACUGCCCCUUUCUCAGCUUCUCUGGUCAACUUACUAUAACGAAACCCUGCAGCCAGAUCGAAUGGCCAGUUUUGGGAAACCCUGGAUCUCAUCUAUCUAUCGCCACGAAGAGGUGAAGAAUAAGCUUGCAGAAAUGGAGAAAGAACAAGAGCGACCACCAGACUCGGAAGCUGAACCUCUGGACAAAAGUGGCAAGAACAGCAACCUAUUGGACGAAUUUCGAGCAUAUAUACGACUGAUGGAGGAUACUAUCAUGCCUUACUAUGCUGGAUUCAAGACAAAGACGGCAGCAGACAACUUGAAGAUUUACUAUUAUGAUAUUUGGCAUUUGUUUGAACCCGGGGAAAUUAUAUUUUACCCAGAAGCCAAGGAAACACCCUCCAAGUCGGACUACACCAAACUCCAAAGGAGUAAAAGACCAGACCAGAAACUAUGGAGAGUCUACACGAGAUUGCGGAGAGGUGAAGAAUACUGGGUGAAGGCAUAUUGUAUUGAUUACGAUGGUGAAUCCUAUGUCUGCGUGAAGGAGUGGUUCUGCAUCGAGAAGUUCGAGGGAAGAAGGAGCGUCAAUUCUCUCACAGUAUAUCCCGUUCGAUUUGCGGCUAACGGAACUAAGCUCUUGGAGGAUGCCACGGAAGCUGGCAGAGAAUUUAUGAAGAACCGGGACUCGAAGCUAAUGGGACACGAAGGAUGGAGUUCGAUUUCGGACCAAGACUCAGGUACAAGCCUCAUUUACACAUCUGGCGAUGUUAUGAUCGACUUUGCGGAAACCUUCAGAGUCCAUCCCGACUGGAAGCCUAUUUCUAUGGUCCCCGCAACAUACUAUCCGGGGGGCUGGGGGUCGGAACAAGAGGACGAUGAUAGGUCAAGGUGGUACUGGACUGAGGGAAAAGAGCUUAAAUGGCAUCAUCCCGAGAUGGUUUACCUUGGUGAUAACCAAAUGGCGCGGCGCACCAAAAGAGAGUACAUCUUGGAGAAGGACAAAUUUCUAUCAUGGUUACUCAAAAAAGCCUCAUCCAAGUGGACGCCGCAAGAGGAAGAUCUAUGUCUACUUCCCAGUAGGCUUUUCGGUUAUUCGUUCCAAGACCGAAGAUUUGUCUCAGUGGAUGCCAAAAACCUUCGACAAAUUGAAGAUAACAAAAACAAAUUCAAGAAUCUGAUCAUCGAUCAGACUCACGAGGGUAUGCUUCUAGCAUUGGUUGAAUCCCACUUCAGGCGAAAGGAGAUCAACGAAACUACAGGCAUUUCUACGAAUCAGGAUAUCGUCCAGAACAAGGGGAGAGGCUUGGUUAUUCUACUACAUGGUGUUCCAGGUGUUGGCAAGACAUCUACUGCGGAAAUGAUCGCGAGUACAUUUCAAAGACCUCUUCUCCCCAUCACUUGUGGUGAUCUGGGAUUGGAUCCUGCGACAGUAGAAAAGUCUUUGAAGCAAAUGUUCCGAGUGGGACAACUCUGGGAUUGCAUCUUGCUGCUUGAUGAGGCAGACGUAUUUCUAUCAGAGCGAGUGUCAUCUGAUUUGAAUCGCAAUGCACUGGUAUCAGUUUUCCUACGCGUCCUAGAUUACUAUUCGGGCAUUCUGUUUCUCACAACAAAUCGGGUGGGCACCACCGAUGAAGCAUUCAAGUCCAGGAUCCACAUCAGCCUGUAUUAUCCAUACCUUGACCUUGACCAAACAGAGAAAAUAUGGGCGGUCAACCUUGAAAGACUAGCCGUUAUAGAGGCAGAGCAGAGUGCCAUCCAGCCGCCUCUAUCAAUAGACAAGGAAGACAUCCUCAAAUUUGCCAAAAGACAAUACGAGAAAAGCAAUUUCGGAAAAGGCAGAUGGAACGGAAGACAAAUCCGCAAUGCAUUCCUCAUCGCCUCAGCCCUCGCACACUAUGAGAAGACGCAUGGGCAUAAGAAAGACGAUAACAAGCACGACCUUAGCUCCCGGCAUUUCAGAACAGUCGUGAAAGCUGGAACUGGAUUUGAAAGAUACCUACUUCAAGCGAGGGGCAUGACGGAUCAAGAAGCAGCAUAUCGUGAUGGUACUAGGGCCGAUCACGUCCUGUCAGCAGAGGGUGGUGCUGCACCAAGAACACCCUUGCCAACAUCGGCACAACCUGCCCAACCUCCGGCUCAUCCAGCUGCUUGGGCAGGUCAAUACGCUUCUCAUCCGCCCUUCACGCCUCCUCGAAAUGCCUCUACGUAUAACCUCGCCCAUCAUUCACCCGCCAACAGUUUGCAUCCUCAGCAGCCGCCGCAGCCCCAACAUUAUGUCUAUGAGGCAGCUGCUCCGCUGGACACAUUUGGUCAACCCCCAAUGGCUACAGGUUAUCCCAUUCAACGGGCACUGACGCCAGGAUCAUCUCAGCCGCAGCCUCAAGCGCAUGGAUGGAUUACGCAUGGCCACCACCCGCCUGAUUAUGAUUCAGAUAUUUAG
Messenger RNA from Penicillium cosmopolitanum, 2985 nucleotides. RefSeq names its product ATP-binding protein. Gene Ontology annotation, molecular function: ATP hydrolysis activity; ATP binding. The transcript is spliced from 2 exons. Lineage: Eukaryota; Fungi; Ascomycota; Eurotiomycetes; Eurotiales; Aspergillaceae. The record is from RefSeq and is a predicted model, not a curated record. The coding region runs from base 1 to 2985 and encodes 994 amino acids.